AUGACCGUUACACAUCACACACUGUCUCCCGAGGCACUUCUCGAAGCCCCAGAGAUCGAUCAUCCUGUUCCAGACGCUACAGGGAGACUCGCUGUCUACGUACAGAAAUUCUACUCUUUCCAGUCGCACUCUAUGCGAAAAGAGAUUUGCGUACUUGAUCUACAAAAUCUUCCUCGAUCAUGGCCUAUCACUGAGAACAUCAGCGCAAAUUCUCCACAGUGGCUCGGUAGCAGCGGUAAACUUAUCUGGCUUGAAUCGUUACGAAAUGGACAUACCAACCUGGUUAUCUGUGAUGCACGGCUUGUCGACAACGAAUAUAUAGUAGGCACUGUACCUGGCCAUAUAUCAAACUUGAGAGUUACCAGAAUACCAUUCAUUGGGGAUACCGACGACGAGCUAGGAUUCGCAGUGGUAAGUAAAAUCAACAACGACGGCUCUUUUUUCAAUCCAACGGAACAGAGCUCAAACUUCGGCAACUUUGGUGGUCACUUAAAUACAACCUUUCCUGAAAGAUGCACAGAUUCGUUUUCAAACCCUCAAAAAUCAGUCAUCUGGUUUGGGACUCUCACCCGGCCUUCGGGAACACCGAAUGGUCGCUAUACAAUGGGAAAAUUGACUAAUUUAAUGGAUUAUUUCAAACUCACGACAGUAGGUUUACGGAUCACCUCUGGUCAAGAAGAUGACUGCCGCGACUUCGACAUCAAUUCUUGGACAAUAACCUUCGUGGGGAGCGAUUACGAUGAGUUUCAGCAAAACAGUUGUUCAUGCUACGUUUGCCCAGUGCUUCGCUGGGACGGAUAUCCACUUGAUGACCUUUACUAUGCUUUCAGACAUCGGGGUCUGGGGGGGAAUAUCUCGUCGCCUAUUCUGAAGCCCAAUGAUUCUACUGUCAGCUUCUUGUCUCAGAAAACCACAGGAUACAGUUCCGACAAGAAUCGAAUCAUCUUUAUCUAUAAUAAUCAGACUGGCGAGAGCGAAGAGGUUUUUGCGUCUCACGACGGCAAAGGGCAGUGGGAUCUAAGUCCCAGUGCUAUCAAAUAUGGGCUAGAUAGGUCAUUGUUGAUCCAGGUAGAGGAGAAAGGACGCCAGGUUCUCUAUAAAUUGGAUCUAAAACAUUGGUGGCCAGACAAACCCACACCAGCUUCAUUAGAAUUGUUAAACAUUUUCUCGAGAUAUGGGUCAAUUAUCCACGUCACACCCUUGUUUUCUGAGUUGUCUAAGUCCAGAUUACUGCUUUCUUAUGACGCUCUCAACCAGAGCAGGGGAUAUACUAUUUUCGACCCACUAUCGCCUGGGCUAGGACCGUUAGUUUACCCUUAUAUCGCUGUUCCCCGCGGCCAGAUUGAAGAGAUUUGGCCAUUUGGCGCAAAUGGGCGCCAAGUGCACACAUGGGUUGUUAAACCAUCUUACUUUAAGCCCGAACUCAGAUACCCAGUGAUCUUGUCCAUUCAUGACGGACCUCAAAAUUUGUGGCUUGACCGAUGGACCGUGAACUGCAAUCUGAUUACCCUCGCUGAGCAGGGAUACGUAGUUAUUGCACCGAAUCCCACCGGAAGCCGAAGCUACGGACAAGAUUUUACAGAUGCAAUUCGAGGGUCCUGGGGCGGGUUACCAUACAAUGAUCUCCAGAAAGUUUUUGAAUACGUCCAAAAUAAUCUCAGCUAUGCAGAUACAGAGAGAGCUGCGGCAAUAGGCCAUGGAUACGGAGGAUAUAUGGUUAAUUGGAUACAAGGCCAUGAUUUCGGCAGACGUUUCAAGGCACUGAUAACAGAUAACGGCAUCUUCAGCAUGACAACUCAAUUGGCAAGUGAUGUGCAAGCUUUGCGCCAUGAUUUGAAUGGACUACCGUGGGAAAACCCAUCUGAGUGGCAGAAAUGGGAUCCCGCGCAAUAUGCAGGCCAUUGGCAGACACCUCAUUUAAUUGUCCAUAACAAGCUCAAUCUUCAGCAGCCGAUUGCGCAAGGCUUGGCUUCAUUUCACACCUUGCGCUUGAGAGGUGUUGAAACUAAUCUUCUCACGUUCCCAGAUGAAAGUCACCGCCAUCAGCAUCCGGAAAACUUGUUGUUGUGGUACCAUACAGUCAUUGGCUGGAUGAACAAAUUUGUCAAGUCUUGA
This is a messenger RNA of Talaromyces amestolkiae, 2115 nucleotides long. RefSeq lists its product as uncharacterized. Gene Ontology annotation, molecular function: serine-type endopeptidase activity. The coding region runs from base 1 to 2115 and encodes 704 amino acids. Gene Ontology annotation, biological process: proteolysis. The transcript has 2 exons. The record is from RefSeq and is a predicted model, not a curated record. NCBI's taxonomy places the organism in Eukaryota, Fungi, Ascomycota, Eurotiomycetes, Eurotiales, Trichocomaceae.